This is a messenger RNA of Schistosoma haematobium, 1857 nucleotides long. Its product is annotated as Laminin subunit gamma-1. The coding region runs from base 19 to 471 and encodes 150 amino acids. The transcript has 2 exons. NCBI's taxonomy places the organism in Eukaryota, Metazoa, Platyhelminthes, Trematoda, Strigeidida, Schistosomatidae. The record is from RefSeq and is a predicted model, not a curated record.
AUACAGUGAAGAGCUAGAAUGCGGUUGGACGAUCUAGACUUUGCAGAUGAUCUGGUUCUUCUAUCACACACUCAACAACAAAUGCAGGAGAAGACGACUAGUGUAGCAGCAGACUCAGCAGCAGUAGGUCUCAACAUACACAAAGUGAAAAACAAGAUUCUCCGAUACAACAAAAAAUGCAUCAAUGGAAUCACACUUGAUGGUGAAGAUUUGGAAGAUGUAAACACUUUCGCAUAUCUGGGCAGUAUCAUUGAUGAACAUGGUAGAUCCGAUGCAGAUGUGAAGACGCGGAUCGGUAAAACAAGACCAGCAUAUCUACAAUUGAAGAACAUCUGGAACUCAAAACAACUAUCUGUCAACCAACACCAAGGUCAGAAUUUUCAAUACAAAUGUCAAGACAGUUCUACUGUAUGUGGCGGAAACUUGGAGAACUACGAAAGCCAUCAUCCAGGAGAUACAAGUGUUUAUUAAUAGUUGUCUACGCAAAAUAAUUGGGAUCCGUUAAUCAGACACUAUCAGUAACAACCUACUGUGGAAGAGAACAAACCAGAUUCCAGUGGAGGAAGAAAUCGAGAAGAAGAAGAAGAUCUGGAAGUGGAUAGGACGCACAUUGAGGAAAUCACCCAGUUGUGUCACAAGGUAAGGCCUCACAUGGAAUUCUGAAGGGGAAAGGAGAAGUGGAAGACCAAAGAACACAUUACGUCGAGAAAUGGAGACAGACAUGAGAAGAAUGAACAAGAAUUGUAUAGAACUGUAAAGGAGGGUGAAGGACAGAGUGGGUUGGAGAAUGCUGGUCGGCGGCCUAUGCUUUAUUGGGAGUAACAGGCGUAAGUAAGUAAUAUAUAAUGUUGUAGAUCAUAGUCAUACACUUUCAACCGGAUCCUAGUUUCAUUGAAAUUUAACAACCUCCACAAUUUCAUACUGAUGAAAAUUUUAUGUUGUCUUUAUUUGGAGAAAACAAUCACGUGAAAUUUCCCCUCGAACCUAAAAGGUGUAAAUAUUUCAGAACAAACAUAAAGUACGAAUACAGCAGACAAUGAUGAUGGAAUAAUGGGAACAAAACACUGUAGUUUACAUUCUAUGCAAACUUAAUGUUAUAGAUCAAGUUUUUGGAUGAGUAUGUAGUGACUCACAUUUAUCACGAGAACUAGACUGGUUCAAUAAAAACGCUUAUUAUUAUAACCAAGUAUACCAGUGACUGUUUUAAUGUGCUUUUGUUUGACUGUGCUAAUGACAGCUAUUUUGUGCUUCCAUUCUUUUACUUACACUUCGAUUGUAACUUCGAGCGAAUUCGGUUACCUUCUGUAACCAAGGUUGUAUCCUGGCACGAUCUCGGUAUCCUUUCGAUGCCACGAGAUCGCCAGCAAAUAGACAUCGACUUGGUCCAUUAAUUGCCUUCUGGUAUUUGGCUUCUCGGAGAUUCUAUUGGUUUCUUUGGUUACGUUCAACCUACGCCUUCUGAUUUACCUGGCACGUGUUUCUCUGUAGCGGUGUUCAUAGUUAAUCUCAACUCGACGCCACGCAACAAUUGGUGAUCCCACAGUUUGGAACACGCCUCAAGUUCUGGUCAAAUCUACCAAAGAAGCCAAUUCGGUGAGUCUAUGAUUUAUCUAUCCACGUCUGUCGUAUAUUUUCAUAUUUUUUAAUAUAUAAUAUACUCGACAUGACGGAUAACGAUAAGAAUAGUAUUAAUAUAAUAGACUCACAUGUAUGUGUACCGAAUCCUUGUCACUUAUUAUUCGCGUGACGAUGAAUUCCACGCUUUAUUCGAGAAAUUUUCCCCUAUUAACUAUUCUCCUCGCUGACCCGGCUGCUUGGUACGGAAUGCAUUCGCAUACGCAUUAACGUCAACCUCCC